UGUGUGUGUGUGUGUGUGUAUGGUGGCUGUAGGUGUGUCUCACUACACACAGCCUCUACACGCAGCGGUCGUUGUGAACCUUUUGGCUUUCCACACAGCAGCAGCGCACUCAGACUGUUUUAGGAUGAGGAUGAAGAUGAGGGGAUGAUGCAGCUCGAACACAGGACAGAAAAUGAAGAAGCUGUGCCGAAAGCUGACGCUCGCUGUGUCUGCUCUGUUCUGGAUAGCGGCUCUGCUUUAUGUGAUCCUCCUGAACAACCGCAAAAUACCUGAGCAGCUUCAAGACACACACAGAGAGAAUGAGAUAUCAAACACAGAAUGGGAUGAUCUCCUGGAUGAGUUCGAAGAGAAGAGCUACCUUAACACUCACCGGUGGAAACCAGGACAAGAUCCCUACAGUCAGUAUGGCUUCAAUCAAAGAGAGAGCGAGAGGAUCGCCAGCAACAGAGCCCUUAAAGACACUCGCCAUCAUCGGUGUACGUUACUACACUACGACCCUGAGCUGCCGUCCACCAGCAUCGUGAUCACUCUCCACAACGAGGCACGCUCCACUCUACUGCGCACUCUGAGGAGCGUGUUGAACCGGACGCCUGUGCAUCUGAUCCAUGAGAUCAUCCUGGUGGACGAUUUCAGUGUGGAUCCCAAUGACUGUCUUCUUCUCACCAAAUUACCGAAAGUCAAGUGUCUUCGCAAUAAACAAAGAGAAGGUUUGAUCAGGUCCAGGGUUCGAGGGGCAGAUGCCGCUGAAGCAGAAGUCCUGACCUUCCUCGAGAGCCACUGUGAGGUCAACAAAGACUGGCUUCCUCCCCUGCUCCAGAGGAUUAAAGAGGACCCGAACCGUAUCGCCAGCCCGGUGAUUGACGUCAUCAACAUGGACUCGUUCUCCUACGUUGCUGCUUCCUCAAACCUACAGGGUGGUUUUGACUGGAGUCUCCAUUUCAAGUGGGAACAGCUGUCUGCUGAGAAGAGAGCCAAGAGACUCAACCCCACAGAACCCAUUAAGACACCCGUUCUGCCUGGAGGGCUGUUUGUAAUCAACAAAUCCUUCUUCAAUCACCUGGGGAAGUAUGACACGGCCAUGGAUAUCUGGGGAGGAGAGAACUUUGAGCUUUCCUUCAGAGCCUGGAUGUGUGGAGGAAGUCUGGAGAUCGUCCCCUGCAGCAGAGUCGGACAUGUUUUCCGCAAGAAACACCCGUACAUCUUCCCAGACGGCAGUGCCAAUACUUAUAUUAAGAACACGAGACGUACCGCUGAGGUCUGGAUGGAUGAGUAUAAAAUCUACUAUUUCUCCGCUCGACCUGCAGCCAGAGGCAAGUCCUAUGGAGACAUUCGUGGUCGCCAAGAACUGAGGAAGCGCCUGAAGUGCAAAUCCUUCCAGUGGUAUUUGGACAACGUCUAUCCCGAGCUCAAAGCUCCAGAUAAAUCACAAAAAUCUGGAGUUAUCCAGCAGAGACAGAACUGUCUCGAAGCCCAGCAAGCUGAGGGACAGGAAGCUCCAGUUCUCACACUCACCCCGUGCAUCAGCACCAAGACGGCAAACCAGGAGUGGAUCUAUACACACGGACAGCAGAUUCGCCAGCAGAACUUCUGCCUGUCUGUCUCUACCCUGCUGCCGGCUGCACAGAUCCUCCUCACGCCCUGCAACAUCAGUGACAGCAACCAGCACUGGCAGAAAGCAGGAACCCACCUGGAGCACCAGGUAUCACACUUCUGUCUGGACAGUGAGAUGGCUCUGGAUGGUGUGGAGAACAGCAGGAUGUUGGUGAUCAGCCCGUGUGAGCUCUCAGUACAAACACAGAGAUGGGAAAUGCCUUUCUCUUGACCCUGAACAUCUUCAGGUCACAGCGUGAGAGAGGCUCCUGUGUGGAACUGCAGGGAAGAGGACACACAUCUGCUGCACCUGCAGUCACCUACAUUGUCUGUAGCUGAAGAGGAUCCCUGAAGUGUCACAGAACAGAAAUGAGCCGAGGGGAAUGUGUUUGAACCCGAACAAGAUCUUUAUAAUAACAAUGGGGAAUAUGAAGUACAGAAAACACACACCUGCAUACCCAUACCCACACACACUCACACACACACACACAAACACACACACACACAUCUAC
Messenger RNA from Tachysurus fulvidraco (yellow catfish), 2102 nucleotides. It is a transcript of the gene galnt14, whose product is annotated as UDP-N-acetyl-alpha-D-galactosamine:polypeptide N-acetylgalactosaminyltransferase 14 (GalNAc-T14). The coding region runs from base 173 to 1822 and encodes 549 amino acids. Lineage: Eukaryota; Metazoa; Chordata; Actinopteri; Siluriformes; Bagridae. The record is from RefSeq and is a predicted model, not a curated record. The transcript is spliced from 16 exons. Gene Ontology annotation, cellular component: Golgi apparatus.